AGGUGAAACCUAAUUAUUUGGAGUGUGGUAGCUAGUUGGGAAAAGAAAAGCAGAGUUUAGUGUGUAAAGUUGGAAAGGGCAAGGGAGAUUGGUGGCUAGAAGCUACUUCUUAGUUAACUAUUCACGAGCUUGGCUUUUCACUCCACACACACUCACCAUUUUAUCAUACUAAUUUAAUAACUACUUCUACUUGUAAUAUUAUCACACUCUAUAUAUAUCACACUCAUACAUAUAUGAUUCACACUUUCUCACUCCUCUCCACUUUCUCGCACUUCCACUCACUGGCAACAGCGAUGAACACCCAAUCCUUGGAAGAAUUCUCCGCCUCCAACGAUCACAUGAUCGUCAAAGGCAAGCGCACCAAGCGGCCCCGCCCUUCCUCCUCCGCCUCCUCCGAUUUCAACUCCGCCACCUCUUCCAGCAGCACCGAAGAAGACGAGGACCUCGCCAACUGCCUCAUCCUCCUCGCCCGCGGCCACCACCGCCCCAAAGCCGCCGCCGUCUACGUCUACGAGUGCAAGACUUGCAGCCGCACUUUCUCCUCCUUCCAAGCAUUGGGCGGCCACCGCGCUAGCCACAAGAAGCCUAAGACCGCCGCCGACUUCGAUCAGAAGAGGCAGCCGCCGCCGCCGCCGCCGCCGGAAGAGGAUGAAUUCGUCGCGAUUACUCCGCCACCUUCGAGGCCUAAAAUCCACGAGUGUUCAAUCUGCGGAUCGGAAUUUGCGUCGGGGCAGGCGUUGGGAGGCCACAUGAGACGACACCGUUCCGCCCAAAAUACGGCGGCGGCGGCGGCGGCCGAGGAUUCCAAUUCGAGCCAUCACGAUCAUCAUCAUCGUCACGUUGUGGAGAAGGCGAGGAAUAUGUUGUCGUUGGAUCUCAACCUGCCGGCGCCGCCGGAGGAGGAGUUUCGCGCUUUCUCGUCCAACCAACAGCCGCAGCGGCUCGUGUUCGCGGCGGCGGCGCUGGUGGAUUGCCACUACUGAGGCGGGUUGACAAUUUCGAUCAAUUAAUUAAUGUGAAUAAUUAUUUCUAUUUUUUUUUUUCUUCUAUGUUUCUGUUAAUGUUAUGAAAUUAUAAAUGCCAUUAAUUACUCACA
Molecule: messenger RNA, 1096 nt
Organism: Salvia miltiorrhiza (redroot sage)
Lineage: Eukaryota; Viridiplantae; Streptophyta; Magnoliopsida; Lamiales; Lamiaceae
Product: zinc finger protein ZAT5-like
Exons: 1
Coding region: 234-983 (249 amino acids)
Source: RefSeq, a predicted model, not a curated record